AUGGACAGCAACUUUGGGUUGCCAAAUUCUGUCCAAUCGACUUGGCGCAACUACGACAGACCCAACGAGUACUGGAAGUUCCAUCUGCCCAGUUUCAUCCACCUUAGCAUGAAGCAGAUGAAGCAGAUGAUGGACGAUCUUGGCGUCUCCUACCCAAAGAGCGGCAAUAAGGAGCAAAUCACCAGAGCCCUGUUCCGCGCACAACUCGGGCUCACACAGUACCACAACUGCUCCAACACACAGCUCCGGAAGUUCAUCCACGACAGAAAGAUCGACGCAUCCGGUGUGAUUGGGGGCAAGUUCAUUGGCAAUCAUAGGGAGCUAGUGUCGCUACUCGAGCGUGCCGACGAACAUCCACAGUUCCACAAAUUCAUGGACCUGCCGGCCGAACUUAGGAAUCGGGUCUACGAGUACCACUUCUCCGACAUGCGCACUGCAUACGCCCCGGCUCAGCCGCCGAUUAGUCGAGCUUCUAGGGUCCUGCGCCAGGAGUCUCUCUCGAUGUUCUAUAGCAUCUGCAUCUUCAACAUCUCCUUCAAUGUAUCUAGAAUUCGUUCUAGGCACGGCGAUUCCUUUGGUGCUCCGCUAUGGAUUCCGGACAAGCAUGCACUCUGGCUUGGUGCUACGCCCGAGAAGCAUCUAUCACAAAUUAUGCAUCUGGAGAUUCGGGUUAUUUGGGGGAUGAAUACACUUCACACGUUUUCCUUUGAUAUUACCAAAGGGGCCGUUAAGUCUAUAACGGUAGACCACAACUUCGCCGACGCUAGCGCCAACGCAAAGCUCCGGUCCCUUUUCGACCUACUUCUAACCUCGAUCUCUACUCGGAAGGAAGACGGCGAGCCUAAGCUUUCUAGGGACGAUAUCUAUGCGUUUAGGAGAGCGAUUGAGAAGGGGCUCGGCUAG
This is a messenger RNA of Lecanosticta acicola, 903 nucleotides long. Lineage: Eukaryota; Fungi; Ascomycota; Dothideomycetes; Mycosphaerellales; Mycosphaerellaceae. The record is from the annotation of a GenBank genome assembly.